This is a messenger RNA of Mesocricetus auratus (golden hamster), 5033 nucleotides long. It is a transcript of the gene Septin11, whose product is annotated as septin 11. Bases 146 to 1435 code for a protein of 429 amino acids. NCBI's taxonomy places the organism in Eukaryota, Metazoa, Chordata, Mammalia, Rodentia, Cricetidae. Gene Ontology annotation, cellular component: septin ring; septin complex; microtubule cytoskeleton. The record is from RefSeq and is a predicted model, not a curated record. The transcript has 10 exons. Gene Ontology annotation, biological process: cytoskeleton-dependent cytokinesis. Gene Ontology annotation, molecular function: molecular adaptor activity; GTP binding; GTPase activity.
CAGAUGCGGCUGGAGGCGCGCGGGAGCUAGGCGCGAGCAGAGCGCAGCCGCGAGGGAGGCGCGGGGGAGGCCAUCGGGGACCCGGGCGCCAGCAGCAGCUAGUGUCGGCCGAGAGCAGCGGGGCGCAGCCGGAGCCGCAGUCGCGAUGGCCGUGGCUGUAGGGAGACCGAGUAAUGAAGAACUUCGGAACUUAUCGCUUUCUGGCCAUGUUGGAUUUGACAGUCUCCCUGACCAGCUGGUCAACAAAUCCACUUCUCAAGGAUUCUGUUUCAACAUCCUGUGCGUGGGUGAGACGGGUAUUGGCAAAUCCACAUUGAUGGACACUUUAUUCAACACCAAAUUUGAAAGUGACCCAGCUACUCACAACGAGCCAGGUGUCCGGUUAAAAGCCAGAAGUUAUGAACUUCAGGAGAGCAACGUACGACUGAAGCUAACCAUUGUCGACACAGUGGGGUUUGGAGACCAGAUUAAUAAGGAUGACAGCUAUAAGCCUAUCGUGGAGUAUAUUGAUGCCCAGUUUGAGGCCUACUUGCAAGAGGAAUUGAAAAUUAAACGUUCUCUCUUCAACUACCAUGACACAAGGAUUCACGCCUGCCUUUACUUCAUCGCCCCCACGGGACAUUCACUGAAGUCCCUGGACCUGGUCACCAUGAAGAAGCUGGACAGUAAGGUGAACAUCAUUCCAAUAAUUGCAAAAGCGGACACCAUUGCCAAGAACGAAUUGCACAAAUUCAAGAGUAAGAUCAUGAGUGAACUAGUGAGCAACGGAGUCCAGAUAUAUCAGUUCCCCACGGAUGAGGAAACAGUGGCCGAGAUUAAUGCAACGAUGAGUGUCCAUCUCCCCUUUGCGGUGGUUGGCAGCACUGAAGAAGUGAAGAUUGGCAACAAGAUGGCCAAGGCCAGGCAGUACCCCUGGGGUGUGGUGCAGGUUGAGAAUGAAAACCACUGUGAUUUUGUGAAGCUGAGAGAGAUGCUGAUCCGCGUGAACAUGGAGGACUUGCGAGAACAGACACACACUCGUCACUAUGAGUUGUAUCGGCGCUGUAAGCUUGAGGAGAUGGGCUUCAAGGACACCGACCCCGACAGCAAGCCCUUCAGUCUUCAAGAGACGUAUGAAGCAAAAAGGAACGAAUUCCUGGGAGAGCUGCAGAAGAAAGAGGAGGAAAUGAGGCAGAUGUUUGUCAUGAGAGUGAAGGAGAAAGAGGCGGAGCUUAAGGAGGCAGAGAAAGAGCUUCACGAGAAGUUUGACCUCCUGAAGCGGACACACCAAGAGGAGAAGAGAAAGGUGGAGGACAAGAAGAAGGAUCUUGAGGAGGAGGUGAGCAACUUCCAGAAGAAGAAGGCAGCCGCUCAGCUCCUGCAGUCCCAGGCCCAGCAGUCCGGGGCCCAGCAAACCAAGAAGGACAAGGAUAAGAAAAAUGCAAGCUUCACAUAGAGCCGACCAAGCCAAGGACACUCCCGCAUUCACCUGCUUUGGCAGUGAUAGCGCCUCUCUGUCGCCUGGGCCCUGUUUGAUCUGUGUUGCACCCUUCCCCACAUACCAGUAACCCUUAGCGCAUUUUGCUAAAUGUUGUCGGGGGUGGGGGGUAGGAAACCAUUGUAGAACGAGGGGAUAAGAGCAAAUGCUCGUGCGGCUAGACUUUGUUUCUGGAAAGUUGUUGAUUUGCCUUGUAUGCCUGCUCCAAGCGGCAGCGGGAAGCAUGUCUGUCACUUCUGUGUCGCUUUGGACCGAGGAAAGUGGGGUAAAAUACUACCUGUACGUCUGAUGUGAAAACUCACCACCUCUGCAGCUGAACUAAGACCCUGAGUAGCCAUGACAACAACUUCAUUUCCUUGAUUAUUCAUCUCGUGCUCACACAGCCCCUCAAUUCAAUGUCCCUUCUCCACAGUUGCCACAAGCCGUGGGUGCGCUUGAAAGGGCAGAAAUGUGAGUUGGUAUCGCAGACAGCUUUUCGCUGGUAUGGCCUUUUCUUUUUAUCACUUGGCUAUUUGGUAUCACUUGGCUAUUUGGCCCGAGCUUGUGGUCUGCUCAGACUCUCAUAAGGACGGAGUCUACACCAAAUGCCCACUCUAAAGCCUGGGCGAGCUGCUGUAAGAAACAUGGCUAUGUUCACCUCCACACCAGGGAGUCCCUGAUGCUUUCACAGGUCCAGAUCUCAAAGACCAGCUCAUUAAGUAUUGCUUAGCUGAGGAUGCUGGGCUCACCCCACCCCUGUCCUCCAGCCCCUCCCCACACACCUGCAUUUGCCUUAAGCAGGCUGAGAGGAGACCUGGAAGUUGAUUCCAGGAUAUGUAUGGCUACUUCUAAUAGAAAUUUUCACGAAUUGCAAUGAAAAGCACCUGCCAUGAAUACUUCCUAUACAUCUCUUACCUGUAGCACCAAUCUGAAAGGAUGUCCUCACUGAGGGGAGGAGGGGAGUGAGCACAGUGUUCCAUUACUCAAAGCAGAGAAUGAAGAGGCUGCAGUCGGUCAGCUUCCCUUGGGCUCCUUGCUCUUGUUGACACACAGUUGUCUGUCUCUAAGGAAUGUUCCUCACUUGUCCCCUCGCUGUGAUUAGUUCUGCCUGCUCUGUCUCUUGGGGUCAUCAGUCACUUUGCCCCCCCCCCAUAGCGCUAUCGCGUGUGCCAGGACAUGCCCCAUCUGCUUGCCCCUUUUCCUUCUUGUCUUCUGCUUGGCUGCCCCCUCUAAGGAGAUCCCCUGGCUUUUCCCGCUGUCCUAACGUUUCUCGUGAGCCCAGUCCUUCGCCUCUACAUUUCCCUCCAACAUAGUGAGUUACACGUGAAUAGGAUAAAACAUACUGUAUCCCCUCUGUGACAUACUUGGAAAAAAGGUCCAGCCAGUCUCUAUCUGAUCCCAGCCAAGUUUGUAUGGUCUCCCUUUCUUCAUCUCCCAGUCAUUAGAAGAAAGCACUGGUCUUUCAUAAACUGAUUUAGGCUUCCUUAGACAAAGUAAGGAAACUGGCUCCGCUGGGGUGCAGACCAGGCUGGGACAGAAGACACAGAAGGUUGCAGCAAUAGCCGCAGCGUCUCCCUCCCUCACCCCCCCACCCCCCACCUCCGUCUUCACUGAUGGGGGAGGAGUGCCUAGACAGACGCUGGCUUUGCUUCCGUUCCUCUAGCUGGCAGAGGAGCAGCAGGCUCUACUGGCAUGCUCUACCGGCAUGCUCUAAACUGGCAUGCUCGCUAACCGUGGCCGCGUUUGCUUCUUCGCUGGGCACCACACAAGACCUUGGGUGUUUGUAUUGUAUGCUUGUUCCAGCUGCUGCUUGUGUGAGCAUUUAUUUGUGCCUGGUUAUAGAAAAUAACCCUUUGCAUUUGAGUUCUCACAUCCCUAAAAGCUUUUUAAGAUAAGCUCAGCAAACAUUUUUUUUUUGAAAAAUCAUCCAGUUGACUUUUUGAUGCCAAGAUUAUUGAUUGAAUUUUUUUUUUGCUUUUUUUUUUUUUACAGUAAAAUAAAUCCUAUGGAGAGUCAGGGAAUAAUAAAAAAGCUUUAAAAAGAGAAAACCCUGUAUUGCUUCUAAAGCUGUUUCCUCCCACUGCUCCCAAGCCUCCUGUAGCUCGUUAUUGCUGCUCUUUUCUUUCGGUAUCUAUGCCUUUCUUCACAGUAGUCCCUGGCUCUGCACGGAGUAAACGAUGCUCUCAAAUCUAACUGGAUGUGCUUUCACCUUUGCAUGUAAGUACAGGAGUAAGAACUCUGAGCUCUUUCUGUUUCCGAUUAGGGAAAACAAAUGGGACAGAUGAGUUUUUCUUUUGGAAGGGGUCCUGAAGGUAUAGUCCGAGUAGCCUUUUUUUUUUCUUCUUCUUCUUCUUCUUCUUCCUUAAGCUAAAUCAUCUCUCCCGCCACAUUUAUAUUUUGCCCCAUGGCUUAUGCUUCCUCUUGAUCUCAGUGGAGUAAGGUUCUGGUUACUGAUUGCAGCCAUUGUUCUGCACAGCACCAUGGAACAGGCCUUUGACUCUUGACAGUGGGAGAGAGAAACUCCCACCGUUUACUGCACAGAAGUCUGGAAAACCGUGUCUCUGCGGCUUUUCUGAUCCCUUACAGUCUGGGUCUUAGUCUAAUGGCACAGUGGCCACUUCUAUUUUUUUGUCGGAUGGCUUUGGCUUCUCCCUGAGCAUCUUUUGCUCCUUCUGGACUGUGUGUCCUGUAACAGUUUCCGUACUGCAGGGUAUGGUGGAGCGGCCAGCAUGAGAAUUGAGUGGCAGCUCAGGACUGGUUUCCCAGCUGGGGCUCUUUAGUAAUUGGUCCAAAGGGGCAUCUCUGAGCAAGGGGAACCGUUCCACUUGAUACUGGGUUUCUCGUUUUCCUCCCUCUCUACUUUGUAACUCACCAGCAUAGGCUCCCACCUCCUUUCCAUCCUGUGCCCCUCUGAUGGGUGGACUUGGUCAUCUAACUUUCCUGAUACACCCUAAUAUUCUGCAGAGUCAGGGUUGAGUCGCCCCACGCCUACACCCCCCCCCCCAUCAUACUGUCUCUGUGUGGUCCAUUUGAAUCCCUUGGCUUUGCCAUUCACAAGUGUCUGGAUUUGUCGGGUGUCAGUUUCCAAAAGUCCUAGUUCCAUUGACAGGACAUUUAUUAUGGAGUUGUUAGCUGAAUUAUGACCUACAGAGUCUAGUUUGUAUGUAGGUAUGAAGGGAAUUUUUAAAAAUAAAUUGAAAAUUAAGCUGUGAACAGCAUUAGAACUUUGUCUAUUUCUUGAUUUAAAAAUAUGCUGAUAUGCCUUAAACUGUAGUUGUAGAACUGUCAUUUUUGCUGUUUGAAGAUAACUAAUGUUUUCUAAACUUGUUGUGUAAUCUUUCAGUGUUAAUGCAGAAUUGUCAUGUAUGUAAGCUGCAUGUUAGACACUUGUCUUUUUUAAGAAUUAAGAUAAUUGUAUUGAUGUGAAGCAUAUCCUUCCUACAAGUAUGAAAGUGCUGCCUCAGCAGCCUGCUGAGUAACUCCAGUGUCUGUAAACAUGGUAUGGUGACAGGUGACCUAUGCAUAUAUCACUAGUGCCAAGACCUAAAGCAGGGAAAUAUAUUUUUACCCAACCGUU